CAUGCUCAGGAUAUCAUGUUCUAAGUACAAAAUUAUUGAAGUGUAACUUGUUUUUAUUUAUAAAUUAAUUACUGGAUGCAUGUAGAAAGUCUAUUGUAUUAAAUCCAAAAUGGUAACAAAACGCUCAAUAUCGUGGUUUUUAACGGAUUCGGGUAGAAAGUUUUCUUACGCAGUAGUCACUGGAACUGGUAUAGCAUUGACUACCGCAAAAUUUGCACCUCACACUUUCUUGCUAGAUAAAUAUAAAGACUUUGUUCACUAUUACAGUAAUGGGCAGCCCGUUGAAUUACCAAAGAAUCUAUGUGAUCAAUAUCAAAAGUGUCUAGAUGUACUUAAAGUUCCAGAUAUACACAGGAAAUAUCUGUCACCAUUUAGUGUAUUUGGAUAUGAUCUAUUUCAUGCUGGCAGUACAAGCUCAAAAUUUGGUGGCGCUAUAGGAAUACCUGUUAAUUUUUCAUACAAAUCUCUAGUUGAUUUAGAAAAUCAUGGUAUAGAGGUUAAUUUAAAGAAAGUAGACUGGUCUUCUGAAACUGGAAAGAAAUUAGCAGAUGCCCUUAUUUUACCAGACAAAGUCAAAGAAUUUGCAAUAUGUAGGGAAAUAUUAAUGACUCAAAAUAAAAAAGUGUUUUAUGAGUCUGCAUAUCCAUUUACAUGUGUGUUCUUUGUAUAUAAUCUGGCUCAGUAUAUUUGUCGUAAAUAUAACUUUUAUGCUGCUCCUACAAUUAUUAGGGCUACAUUAUACAGUAUUUUAGGCGUUUUUGGAUUAGGAUCCUAUUUUCUUAUGAAAGAUGUAACAGAGGUAUAUUAUGAAACUGAAGUCGAUAAAAAGUUGUGUGAGUUAGGACCAGAAUUUAUUGAAAGUGGAGUAACAUUUUAUAAUAAACUACUACAAAGGAACCAGGCCUUAAGGGAGCUUAUGGGAAAAGAGGGAGAAAAUAAAUAUAGUAAGUUGGGUAAUGAAAAUUUUGGCAUCCGGCAACCUCGCUUGGCAUUAGUGCAUCGAAAACAGUUCUUUGAAGAGAGAUUGUGUGAGUAUAAAGAAAUCGAAAACACCAAGCAAGAAUAAGAUUGAAUAACUCAACAUUAAAAUGAUUUAAGAGUGUGAAGUAUAUUUUUAUUGUUAAUUUAAUUUAAUAGUGAAAUUUAAUAG
Achroia grisella is the source of this 1150-nucleotide messenger RNA. RefSeq names its product transmembrane protein 177. The transcript is spliced from 4 exons. The record is from RefSeq and is a predicted model, not a curated record. Lineage: Eukaryota; Metazoa; Arthropoda; Insecta; Lepidoptera; Pyralidae. The coding region runs from base 110 to 1066 and encodes 318 amino acids.